This is a messenger RNA of Etheostoma cragini (Arkansas darter), 2251 nucleotides long. Its product is annotated as urotensin-2 receptor. Gene Ontology annotation, cellular component: membrane. NCBI's taxonomy places the organism in Eukaryota, Metazoa, Chordata, Actinopteri, Perciformes, Percidae. The coding region runs from base 273 to 1403 and encodes 376 amino acids. Gene Ontology annotation, biological process: neuropeptide signaling pathway. The transcript is spliced from 3 exons. Gene Ontology annotation, molecular function: urotensin II receptor activity. The record is from RefSeq and is a predicted model, not a curated record.
AGACACAUCAAAGACUGCAGUGAGCAGGACAGACAGCAGAGAAGUUUGGAGGAAGAUUGUCGCCUCAGACAUUUCUCCUGUUGAAGAGAAAUAAUCCUGAUCUGGCCUAAAGAAUUCAGAGGGAUAUUUCAAAAUGGGAACGAAGUUUUCACGCCAACCAAAUCCAUGGAAUAUUUGUUUUUACAGCACCUGGGACUAAACUGUUUUCAGACCAUCUACCAUUCACUGGCUGCCUUUUUUGCAACUUUCAAAACUUUUUAUAAUCUCACACUAUGGACCUCUCAGGCUCUUUGCCUCCCCCUUCCCCAUACACCUUCCCUAUUAUCCCCAAUUUCUCUGUUCCCUCCUCCUCUCCCUCUAUCUCUCCAUCCCCCAGCCUGGCAUCCACAGCUCUCUUCUGCUCCCUCCUCUCCCUCCUCUCCUUGCUGGGCAUCACAGGAAACCUGUACACUAUGGGCCUCCUUCUGAGGCGCAAGACAAGUAGAAGAAGAUGUGGAGCAGGAACGGCCUGCUGCUUGAUGAAAGUACCUGUACCAUCCUGCCUCGCCAACUCCUCCUCCCCUUCCUCCUCUUCCUCUCCCUCCUCCUCUCUUCAUCUCCAGGUGCUGAGCCUUGCUCUUGCUGAUCUGCUCUACCUUUUCACCGCUCCCUUCAUCGUAUACGACAGCUUGGCUUCAGGCUGGGCCUUUGGUGAGCCAGGCUGCCGUCUCCUCCUGAGCCUCGACCUCCUCACCAUGCACGCUUCCAUCUUUACUCUCACUGCCAUGAGUCUGGACCGCUACCGGGCAGUGGCCCAUCCCCUGCACACCUCCUCCUCCAACUCCUCCAGCCUGCUGCGUGUAGGCCUGGCCUGGGGACUGGCUGUGGCUCUCAGUCUGCCCAUGAUGAUCACGCUGCACCUGGAGGAUGGGGAGAACCACGAGGGCCAGCUGUGUGUGCCGGCAUGGGACGAGCAGAGCUCCAAGGCCUAUCUGAGCGUGCUCUUCUGCACCAGCAUUCUUGGUCCCGGGCUAGCCAUUGGAGCACUUUAUGCUACUCUAGGCCGGCUUUACUGGGUGUCUCAGACCAGGCCAGGCUGGGCCAGUGGGGGCAGCACUGCUUGUCCCCCCCGUGCACCCAAACCCAAAGUUCUGCUCCUCAUACUUGGUAUUGUUCUGGCCUUCUGGGCCUGCUUCCUCCCUUUCUGGAUCUGGCAGCUGCUGCCACUCUAUCAGCCCGACAUGCUGCGGACAGUACCAGUAGGGACACAGGUGACUGUGAAUCGUAUCCUCACAGGGCUGACGUAUGGGAACUCCUGUGUGAAUCCAUUCUUCUACACACUAUUGACUGGAAAACGAAGAUGUAACCGGCAGACGAUGACAUCAGCAAAUCAGCUCUGCCGUAAGAGCAGUCCACUGCAGUAGUAUGUAUGUGUGUGUGUGAGAGUGUAGACAAUAAUGUGAGUGUACAUACAUUUGUGACAAGGUACUGUAUAUGAAUGCUUUAUGAGUUCCAUACUAGGCACCACGACGGAUUUAUCCUUAGACUACAAACUAAGGAAACAGAACGAUACUGAGCAAAUGAUAGCACUUUGUAUAAAUGCUUUAAAAAAGAACUUCCUGUUGGGAGACAAUCAAAAAGACAUGUCACCUAAUAAAUGCUUUAUCUGAUAACAUUUCACAAACUUUGAUGGUCAUAUAAAAUAAUGUGUCUUUAAUUGAUGUAGUUACCAAGUUAAUUAUUUGGUUUUAAAUGUUUUGAUAUUAUAUUUGUGCCUAUGGUAAAGUAAAACAAUGGCAUUUGUAACAAAAGUGGUUACUGCAGUAAUUCCUUGUGCAGAGUAACUUACCCCAAAAACAGAUUUAAUAACAGAUGUAUUGUUUAUUUAGUCAACAAAAAACCUGUAUUGUAUACAUUGAGAAGAGUUUAUGUUGUAUGUUGCGCAUGCACAAGCCUUUCCAGUAAAUCCCUUCUGCUUGUUUUUAGAGAACUAUCAAAGAAAAUGUUUGUUUUUGAAAAACUGGCUGUAACUGGCCAGAACCUCUUGGGACAUUUUUCUGAGACAUUGUUUGUUGACAUAAUGAAUUAUGUUUGAGCGGGUCAACAGUCUUUUGUCUUUUGUUAUAAUCAUGACCUGCAUGUUGGGUUUGAAAUUGUAGUCAUUAUUUUUGAAUCGUGCAAUUUGUUGCAUGGCUUAAACUUUUGUUGAUUGUAACUUAUGUUUAUAAUAAUGCCUAAUAUAUAGCUUUGAAUAAAGACUAUGCUUUCUGUA